ACAAAGGCCGCAGAGAUGGCUGGGGCCUCGGUGAAGGUGGCGGUGCGAGUCCGCCCCUUCAAUUCCCGAGAGAUGAGCCGUGACUCCAAGUGCAUCAUCCAGAUGUCAGGAAGCACCACCACCAUCGUGAACCCCAAGCAGCCCAAGGAGACGCCCAAGAGCUUCAGUUUCGACUACUCCUACUGGUCCCACACCUCGCCCGAGGACAUCAACUACGCCUCGCAGAAGCAGGUGUACCGGGACAUCGGCGAGGAGAUGCUGCAGCACGCCUUCGAGGGCUACAACGUGUGCAUCUUCGCCUACGGGCAGACAGGGGCGGGGAAGUCCUACACCAUGAUGGGCAAGCAGGAGAAGGACCAGCAGGGCAUCAUCCCACAGCUCUGUGAAGACCUCUUCUCCCGAAUCAACGACACAUCUAAUGACAACAUGUCCUACUCCGUGGAGGUCAGCUACAUGGAGAUUUACUGUGAGCGUGUCCGUGACCUCCUGAACCCCAAGAACAAGGGCAACCUGCGCGUGAGGGAGCAUCCGCUGAUGGGGCCCUAUGUGGAGGACCUCUCCAAGCUGGCUGUCACCUCCUACAAUGACAUCCAGGACCUCAUGGACUCGGGGAACAAGGCCAGGACGGUGGCAGCCACCAACAUGAACGAAACCAGCAGCCGCUCUCACGCCGUCUUCAACAUCAUCUUCACCCAGAAGCGCCAUGAUGCAGAGACCGACAUAACCACUGAGAAGGUCAGCAAAAUCAGCCUGGUGGACCUGGCCGGCAGUGAGCGGGCGGACUCCACGGGGGCCAAGGGCACGCGCCUCAAGGAGGGAGCCAACAUCAACAAGUCCCUGACCACCCUGGGGAAGGUCAUCUCUGCCCUGGCUGAAAUGGACUCUGGGCCCAACAAGAACAAGAAGAAGAAGAAGACAGACUUUAUCCCCUACCGGGACUCCGUGCUGACCUGGCUGCUCCGCGAGAACCUGGGUGGCAACUCGAGGACCGCCAUGGUGGCCGCGCUGAGCCCUGCGGACAUCAACUAUGACGAGACACUCAGCACGCUGAGGUACGCGGACAGGGCCAAGCAGAUUCGCUGCAACGCCAUCAUCAAUGAAGACCCCAACAACAAGCUGAUCCGGGAACUGAAGGAUGAGGUGACGCGGCUGCGGGACCUGCUGUACGCCCAGGGCCUGGGUGACAUCACCGACACCAACACUGUGCCCGGAGGACCCAAAUAUGUGUCGGACCUUGAGAACAAUAACCGUGGCAGGGCCGAGCUGAGUCAGGCCCCUGACAAUCUCUCCACAGUGACCAACGCCCUGGUGGGCAUGAGCCCCUCAUCCUCGCUCUCGGCUCUGUCCAGCCGUGCCGCCUCGGUGUCCAGCCUCCAUGAGCGCAUCUUGUUUGCCCCUGGCAGCGAGGAGGCCAUUGAAAGGCUGAAGGAGACAGAGAAGAUCAUCGCGGAGCUCAAUGAGACCUGGGAGGAGAAGCUGCGGCGGACGGAGGCGAUUCGGAUGGAGAGGGAAGCACUGCUGGCCGAGAUGGGUGUGGCCAUGAGGGAGGACGGUGGCACCUUGGGUGUGUUCUCUCCCAAAAAGACUCCUCACCUUGUGAACCUGAACGAGGACCCGCUGAUGUCCGAGUGCCUCCUGUACUACAUCAAGGACGGCAUCACCAGAGUGGGCAGGGAGGAUGCCGAGAGGCGGCAGGACAUUGUCCUGAGCGGACACUUCAUCAAGGAGGAGCACUGUGUCUUCCGGAGCGACUCCAGGGGAGGCAGUGAAGCCGUGGUGACCCUGGAGCCCUGUGAGGGGGCAGACACGUACGUCAAUGGCAAGAAAGUCACUGAGCCCAGCAUCCUGCGGUCAGGAAACCGCAUCAUCAUGGGUAAGAGCCACGUGUUCCGGUUCAACCACCCGGAGCAGGCCCGCCAGGAACGGGAGCGCACGCCCUGCGCGGAGACGCCGGCGGAGCCUGUGGACUGGGCCUUUGCCCAGCGUGAGCUGCUGGAGAAGCAGGGCAUUGACAUGAAGCAGGAGAUGGAGCAGAGGCUCCAGGAGCUGGAGGACCAGUACCGCCGGGAGCGGGAGGAGGCCACCUACCUGCUGGAGCAGCAGAGGCUGGACUACGAGAGCAAGCUGGAGGCCUUGCAGAAGCAGAUGGACUCGAGGUACUACCCAGAGGUGAACGAGGAGGAGGAGGAGCCCGAGGACGAAGUGCAGUGGACAGAGCGCGAGUGUGAGCUGGCCCUGUGGGCCUUCCGGAAGUGGAAGUGGUACCAGUUCACGUCCCUGCGGGACCUGCUGUGGGGCAAUGCCAUCUUCCUCAAGGAGGCCAAUGCGAUCAGCGUCGAGCUCAAGAAAAAGGUCCAGUUCCAGUUUGUCCUCCUCACGGAUACCCUCUACUCCCCACUGCCGCCAGACCUGCUGCCCCCAGAGGCUGCCAGAGACCGGGAGACUCGGCCCUUCCCCCGCACGAUAGUGGCCGUGGAAGUGCAGGACCAGAAGAACGGGGCCACCCACUACUGGACGCUGGAGAAGCUCAGGCAGCGCCUGGACCUGAUGCGCGAGAUGUACGACAGGGCCGCGGAGGUGCCCUCCAGCGUGGUGGAGGACUGCGACAACGUGGUGACCGGUGGAGACCCCUUCUAUGACCGCUUCCCCUGGUUCCGGCUGGUGGGCAGUCCAGUCAUCUCUGGCUGCAACAGCUACCCUCUUCUCAACACAUGCAUGAGCGAGCGCAUGGCUGGUCUCACCCCCUCCCCCACCUUCUCGAGCCCCGACUCCGACGCCACCGAGCCUGCCGAGGAGCAGAGCGUGGGGGAGGAGGAGGAGGAGGAGGAGGAGGAGGAGGAGGAGGAGGACCUGGAGGACGACGUCUUUCCGGAGCACACGCUGUGCGACGGCCGGGACCCGUUUUACGACCGGCCCCCCCUGUUCAGUUUAGUAGGAAGGGCCUUCGUCUACCUGAGCAACCUCCUGUACCCCGUGCCUCUGGUGCACCGCGUGGCCAUCGUGAGCGAGAAGGGCGAGGUGAAGGGCUUCCUCCGCGUGGCCGUCCAGGCCAUCUCAGCUGAUGAAGAGGCCCCUGAUUACGGCUCUGGUGUCCGCCAGUCAGGAACCGCUAAAAUCUCCUUUGACGACCAGCAUUUCGAGAAGUUUCAGUCUGAGUCCUGCCCCGGGGUGGGGAUGGCUCGCUCGGGGACCUCUCAGGAAGAGCUGCGCAUUGUGGAGGGCCAGGGCCAGGGCGCAGAUGCAGGGCCCUCGGCCGACGAGGUGAACAACAAUACCUGCUCAGCAGUGCCCCCAGAAGGUCUCCUGCUGGACAGCCCUGAGAAAGCCGUCCUGGAUGGGCCCCUGGACGCUGCCCUGGACCACCUCCGCCUGGGCAGCACCUUCACCUUCCGUGUGACCGUCCUGCAGGCCUCCAGCAUCUCUGCCGAAUACGCCGACAUCUUCUGCCAGUUUAACUUCAUCCACCGCCAUGAUGAGGCCUUCUCCACGGAGCCCCUGAAGAACACGGGCAGGGGCCCCCCCCUCGGUUUCUACCACGUCCAGAACAUCGCAGUGGAGGUGACCAAGUCCUUCAUCGAGUACAUCCGGAGCCAGCCCAUCGUGUUCGAGGUCUUUGGCCACUACCAGCAGCACCCAUUCCCGCCUCUCUGCAAGGAUGUGCUCAGCCCCCUGAGGCCCUCCCGCAGACACUUUCCCCGGGUCAUGCCACUGUCCAAGCCAGUGCCUGCCACCAAGCUCAGCACGCUGACACGGCCCUGCCCGGGACCCUGCCACUGCAAGUACGAUCUGCUGGUCUACUUCGAGAUCUGCGAGCUGGAGGCCAACGGGGACUACAUCCCUGCUGUGGUGGACCACCGUGGCGGCAUGCCCUGCAUGGGGACCUUCCUCCUCCACCAGGGCAUCCAGAGGCGGAUAACUGUGACGCUGCUGCAUGAGACGGGCAGCCACAUCCGCUGGAAGGAAGUGCGCGAGCUGGUCGUGGGUCGCAUCCGAAACACUCCGGAGACUGACGAGUCCCUGAUCGACCCCAACAUCCUGUCCCUCAACAUCCUCUCGUCUGGAUAUGUCCACCCAGCCCAGGAUGACCGGACCUUCUACCAGUUUGAGGCCGCCUGGGACAGCUCCAUGCACAACUCCCUCCUGCUGAACCGCGUCACGCCCUACAGGGAGAAGACCUACAUGACCCUGUCCGCCUACAUCGAGAUGGAGAGCUGCACCCAGCCCGCUGUCAUCACCAAGGACUUCUGCAUGGUCUUCUACUCCCGCGACACCAAGCUGCCAGCCUCACGCUCCAUCCGAAACCUGUUCGGCAGCGGGAGCCUGAGGGCCUCAGAGGGCAACCGAGUGACUGGCGUGUACGAGCUCAGCCUGUGCUACGUGGCGGACGCCGGCAGCCCAGGGAUGCAGCGGCGGCGCCGGCGGGUGCUGGACACCUCCGUGGCCUAUGUCCGGGGUGAGGAGAACCUGGCUGGCUGGCGGCCCCGGAGUGACAGUCUGAUCCUGGACCACCAGUGGGAGCUGGAGAAGCUGAGCCUCCUGCAGGAGGUCGAGAAGACCCGUCACUACCUGCUCCUGCGGGAGAAACUGGAGACCACCCAGCGGCCCGGCCCUGAGGUGCUGUCCCCCGUCUCCAGUGAAGACUGUGAGUCCCGAAGCUCCUCCGGCGCCUCCUCCCCACUGUCCGCCGAGGGCCGACAGUCGCCCCUGGAGGCACCCAAUGAGAGGCAGCGGGAGCUGGCAGUCAAGUGCUUACGUCUGCUCACGCACACGUUCAACAGAGAGUACACCCACAGCCAUGUCUGCAUCAGUGCCAGCGAGAGCAAGCUCUCUGAGAUGUCCGUCACCCUGCUGCGGGACCCGUCCAUGUCGCCUCUGGGAGCAGCCACGCUCACCCCGUCCUCCACCUGCCCCUCUCUGGUUGAAGGUCGCUACAGUGCCACCGACAUGCGGACCCCGCAGCCCUGCUCCCGGCCAGCCAGCCCAGAGCCAGAGCCAGUGCCAGAGGCAGACUCCAAGAAGCCCCUGUCCCCUGCGCGGGCCACAGAGGCCGAUAAGGAGCCCCAGCGCCUGCUGGUCCCCGACAUCCAGGAAAUCCGAGUCAGCCCGAUCGUGUCCAAGAAGGGGUACCUGCACUUCCUGGAGCCGCACACAGCCGGCUGGGCCAAGCGCUUCGUGGUGGUACGACGCCCCUACGCCUACAUGUACAACAGUGACAAGGACACGGUGGAGAGAUUUGUGCUCAACCUCUCCACGGCCCAGGUGGAGUACAGCGAGGACCAGCAGGCCAUGCUCAAGACGCCCAACACGUUUGCGGUGUGCACAGAGCACCGUGGCAUCCUGCUGCAGGCCAACAGUGACAAGGACAUGCAUGACUGGCUGUACGCCUUCAACCCCCUCCUGGCGGGGACCAUCAGGUCCAAGCUCUCCCGGAGGAGGUCUGCACAGAUGAGGGUCUGAGCCAGAGCCCCCCACCAGCCAGCACCCGCUGUCCCUCGCCCCAUCCCCGUCUGUCCUGUCCUGGCUGCCCAGCCUUCCCCUGCCAGGGAGUGCCGGGCCCGGGCCUAGGGCCAGCUGUGCCCCAGGGAAGCCUGCCCGAGUCCUUCUUUCUUCCUCCUCAGCUGCUCUGGGUGGGGAGAGCUGGGGAUCUGAGGGAGGCCAGAGGGCACAAGACCCCGUGUUGCCGCCAUUCUAAUAUUUUUUUAAGCAUAGACAGACUUAUAAUUAAUAUACAGUAGUUAGUGACGUUGAGACAGUCCUGAGAAAUUAACUAUAACUGUGUUCUAUUUAUGAUAUUUAUUUCUAAUGCCUCCGAGUAGACCUGUAAGACCCAGCGGCCACCCUCCCUGUUUGUUCCCUCUGCAUCUCCAGCCUUCGGGCAGAGCGGGGGAAGAGGAGUUUGGACGUGGGACCCUCGGUUGGCACAGAGGCACACCUGGGCCAGGUUUCCCUGAGCCUCCUCCAGGUGUGUGGGGUCUCCAGGUGCUAAGGUGGUGCCAGCAGGAUUGAGAGGGUGAGCGGACCUGAGAUGGGACCAUGGGGGGCCGGGAGGGAGGAGGCCAGGGUGUCCAUGGCGGCCAGGCUCACCAGUUGUGUCCAGACUGUCGGGGCCGGUGGCUGGGUUCAGACACAGGGCUCUUGGGCAGCAGGCAAGGUCAGCAUUCAGGGUGUGGGUCCCGGCCUCCAGGGCCUCCCUGGUGCUGUGAGGACGCAGAGCCCCAGGCUGCUCUGGGAGGAGGUUCUGUGAUUGGAAGCUCCUCACACACACCCUCCUCUCCACCCCAGGGAGCAGACUGCAUGCACGGGGCACGUCUUGGCAGGUGGGUGAGGGCAGAUACCAGGCUGUCUUGGCUGUCCAGGGUUCUUCUGCACCUGGGGAAUUCCCACUCACAGGCCAUUUGGAAAAUCAGAAACCAAACUGCAAGUCCCCUAACCCUACAGCCCACCUGGACCAGGCUGCCGUUGGGGCUGGGCACCUUCCACCCCCUUGCCAGCUCCUGCUGCUUGGUUCAGAUGAGCCGGGGGCUCGGAGGUUCCCCAUCAGCCCAGGUGGUCCCUGAAUGGCACUACCCUGACUUGUGAGCUCAAGCCACUCUCGGAGGAAGAGACUAGGUGUGUGGGCCUCUUUCAUGCUGACAAACAAGUUCAGGUCUUCCUUGGGGAAACCGUCCAGGCCUCUGGACCCUCACCGCAGACCGCAGGGCUCAGGGUGAGUGGUAUUGUGGAAGCAGGAUCUGAGCCUGCAGCCAGCACAAGACCAGAUGCAGGUUCAGACGGGGAGCUCGUCCUCCCACCAGGCUCAGCUGCAGCAGGGGUGGCUGCCUGGUCCCCAGGGCCCGGGGCCUCUGUCAGGUCUUAGGAAACCACAGCUGUGCAGUGUGGGCCACGCAGCGCUUUCUUUAGGGGGCUCCUUGAGGACAGUGCCGUCCCAGACUGAAGUAAACCUUGUGCAGAAACCAGGUGACAGCCCUGUGGACCGUGGGGGCAGUGGGCUGAGACACAGCAUCCAGAUGGCACUCACUCUGGUACCCGCGACCCCCUCGAGGCAGGGAGGGUGGGACAGAGCACCCUGCUCUGAGUUGAGUUGGAUUUCAAGGCCACACCCUUCACAGCAGGCUAGAGGCCAGGCCCACCACGGCCACUCAGGUCAGCCAGCCUGAAGCCGUGGCCUCGGAAAGGUCUGGGCCGCCCACCAGCGGGUGUCUGAGGCCAGCCAACCUGCAGAGCACCUGCUGUCUGGGGCCAGGCUGAGGGAAAGGCCAGGAGCCUGGAGCCCUCUGCAUUCAGAAGACCCCCCCCCCCGCCAUGAAGGCCUGGGCGGUGCCAUUUUGGCAUUGGCUGGCACUGAGAUGGGCCCCUGCCCUGUGGGCCGUCCAGAGUCAGUCUACAGAAACAGGAGAGGCCAAGGGCAGUGUGUCCACAAGGUGGGAAGCCUGGUUUCUGUUUGCCCACCCUGCCCGAAACCACCCACGUACCCAGCCAGCUGAGGACAGUUGCCCCCACCCCUGGAAUGCUGUGUCCACAUCUGUGCCGUGGAGAGACCCUUGGGGUCUUCCCAUCCUGUGAUGCGGAGGGGAGCGCCUGGUCUGGCUGUGGCCCCCAUUUCUUGCUGGCAUGGAGGUGAGAGGUCGAGACAGCCAUCUCUCCUGGUGGUUUGGUUCUGAGGCUUGAUACUGCCCAGCUCUGGCCUUGCUUUGGCCUGGGGGAUGCCGGCUCCUGGGGUCCUGUGGGGUUGAGAAGCCCAAGUCCUCCUGCUAAGUGGUCCUGCCAGCAUAGCUGCCGAGAGUGGCCUUCCACAUCCAUCCUGGUCCCUAGAGCCUGGGGCACCUGGGGGUCCUGAACGUGGUCAGGGGUACGGCGAGCGGGGUUGUGGUGCUGGUCCCGUGCCAGCUCGGCCAGGUCCUUUACCCCUGCAGCCCCAGGCUGGACAGAGGCUGUGACGGCCCCCGUCUCUCCCCGGGUUGUGCUUCCUGUAGCUGGUCUGUUCUGGGUGCCCCUGCAUCCCUGGCUUGUACAUAUGUGAUUGCUGUGGGACCCUGUGUCAUCUCCACUACCCCGAUGCAGCGACUCUCCCCACGUCUUACCCGAGUGUUAGCUCUAGGCCCCUGUACUGUGUGUGCAUCACGGCUGUGUCCAACUAAGAAAUAAACGUGGCUCUACGCAACCCGUA
This is a messenger RNA of Marmota flaviventris (yellow-bellied marmot), 8167 nucleotides long. It is a transcript of the gene Kif1a, whose product is annotated as kinesin family member 1A. The record is from RefSeq and is a predicted model, not a curated record. NCBI's taxonomy places the organism in Eukaryota, Metazoa, Chordata, Mammalia, Rodentia, Sciuridae. Gene Ontology annotation, biological process: microtubule-based movement. Gene Ontology annotation, molecular function: microtubule motor activity; ATP binding; microtubule binding.